UUCCGCCCAUGAUAUGACGUUCACAUCAGUUCAGACUCUGUCAACAAGACAACGGAACUUUUGUUUUGUUUCAUUUCUUUUCAUUAGUUUUUCAAAAAAAAAAAAAAAAAAAAAAAUGAAGCCCUUCAUUUUCAUUGCAGUGUGGGUUUUACAGAUUGGUGCAUCAGGUGUUGUUGCAGACAGUGUUUUAGUGUUUGUGAUGGAGGGAGAUUCAGUCACGUUAAACAGUGAUGUUAAAGCAAACCAGCAAGAAAAGAUUAAAUGGUUUUUUAAUGACACUCGGAUUGCUCAAAUCAGUGACCAUCUCAGUAAGACCUGUACAGACGUCCAGUGUAAUGAAGGUACUGAGAUAUUCAAAGAUAGACUGAAGCUGGACAAUCAGACUGGAUCUCUGACCAUCACAAACAUUAACACCACAGACUCUGGAUUUUAUAAACUACAGAUCAUCAGCAGCAACAGCAUGAGUGAAAAGAUCUUUCGAGUCACUGUCCAGGAGAUGGAUAAAAUGAAGACCAAGACAGUGAAUGAGGGAGAAUCUGUCACUUUAGAUCCUGGUGUAAUAAAAAACACAAAUGAUUUGAUGACGUGGUAUUUCACUGACACUCUCAUCGCUGAAAUCGCUAGAGAUCCCAGCAAGAUCUGUACAGAUGAUGAGUUUGAAGAUGCUGAUGGAUUCAGAGGCAGACUGAAGCUGGAUCAUCAGACUGGAUCUCUGACCAUAACAGAAACCAGAACCACAGAUUCUGGACUUUAUCAUCUUGAGAUCAUUGCCAACAGCAGCAGCAUCCGCCGUCAGUACAGCAUCAAAAUUGUCACCGAAAAGAGCCUAAGUGGGACUGGCUCUAGUGGGAUAAUGUUUCUUGUUAUAGCAGGAGUAUGUGUUGGAGUUCUGCUGGUAGUUGCAGUUGUAACAGGACAAUUUCUAGUUGUGUGUUUUCUGUAUGUGCAUGUAUGAUGUUGUUUAAUUCAGUCAUCAUUACAAAAAACACAAAUAAUUGAAUAUGUAUGACACUACUGGCCCUUUUAAAAGUUGUUUAGGGAAGAUUACUGGAUUUUUAACUGCAAAAUUAGAAACUUCUAAAUUAUUUUAUAGAAACAUCCACAUUCUUCCUGAAUAGUUUGGAUUAUUUUAAUCACAAAGGAUUGGGUACUGCAUUCAAACCUAAUGCAUUAUUGUACAGAAGAUGACAGUGUGAUUCAGUUUAUCACAUUCAAUAGACUGAAGUGUCAAUACUGUACUAUAAGUGUGUGUGUGUGUGUGUGUGUGUGUGUGUGUGUGUGUGUGUAACUGAAACAUCAGUCGUGUUCAUUUCUCUUAAAGGGGUUAUCGAAUGCAAACUUCACUUUUUCAUGUUGUUUGAACAUUAAUGUGUGUUGUCAGUGUAUGUACAAAUCUACCCUAUAAUGAUAAAAAUCCAUGCAGUAGUUUUUAAUUAAUCUGUAAAAAUAAUAUCCCCUUUUUCAAAUCAAGCCGUUCUCCCUCUGCCGUCACAUCGACAGAGGCCACUCCCAUGAUAGUUGAUUGACAUGAGCUCUUACCUCAGACCAGCUGUCACAGUCCAGUAACUUUCCAUGUUUCGAUGCCAGAGCAGGGAUGCAAGUUAGACAAGAAUAUCUCCGAUUGAGCGAUUGAGGUGUUGUGUUGCUGGAUGUAAUAAUGAACAUAGUGGUCGUCACUUACUCCUGACAUCUGAGCUGCUAAAGAUGCAGUGGAUUACAUUUGUUUGUGAAUAGAAUGCACCUCCCGAUCUACAUAUAUUCAUUUAUGUUUACACGAAUCAUUCAUGAUCCAGCUUCACUUACAGCAUAAGCAUUUUUUAUGAAUCUUUGCGAUUGACUUUCCUUAUAACGUGGUAGUUAGGAAGUUUAGCGGCUAAACACGGCUAAAUGCGGCUAAAGUAAACAAGACCAUCUUUUCACAGAGAGAAGAGAGGGGCGGGGCGAGCAGAGCUCAUUUGCAUUUAAAGAAAUAACCCCUUAGAAUGAGAUGAUUUUUGCAGGGUUCAUUUUGACAAGGUAAAAAGGGUGUUGUUUUUUAAAACCAUUGAGAAUUUUUAAUCAAAGUAUAUUAGAGACUUUUCAUUAAGAUCCUAAAGAAUCAUAUCAACUUGUGGAAAAUGGCCAUACGAUGACCCCUUUAACUUUUGUGAAUGUUUUGUUAUAUGAUAGUGGUGUAGAGGGUCAGUUCAAGGGCCGUCCUCUAUUCAUCUUAAAAUAUCAAAACAGCUGUCCUGUAAUUGUACAGCAUAACAGUGUCAUUUAUGGUACAAUGUAAAAAUAUUUGUAAUUUUAACUGUAACUCUAUUUUUUUUUUUUUUUUACUGCUGUAAACCUGUUAAGU
Molecule: messenger RNA, 2341 nt
Organism: Labeo rohita (rohu)
Lineage: Eukaryota; Metazoa; Chordata; Actinopteri; Cypriniformes; Cyprinidae
Exons: 4
Coding region: 14-955 (313 amino acids)
Source: RefSeq, a predicted model, not a curated record